Musca vetustissima is the source of this 943-nucleotide messenger RNA. It is a transcript of the gene Cdk4, whose product is annotated as cyclin-dependent kinase 4. The record is from RefSeq and is a predicted model, not a curated record. Gene Ontology annotation, molecular function: cyclin-dependent protein serine/threonine kinase activity; ATP binding; cyclin binding. NCBI's taxonomy places the organism in Eukaryota, Metazoa, Arthropoda, Insecta, Diptera, Muscidae. The transcript has 5 exons. Gene Ontology annotation, biological process: regulation of G2/M transition of mitotic cell cycle; regulation of gene expression; G1/S transition of mitotic cell cycle. Bases 1 to 903 code for a protein of 300 amino acids. Gene Ontology annotation, cellular component: cytoplasm; nucleus; cyclin-dependent protein kinase holoenzyme complex.
AUGUUGUUCCACAUCAAACCAAACAAUCAAACCGUCAUACCAAUCAAAUCAGGCGCCUAUGGCACCGUUUAUAGAGCACGAGAUAAUCUAACUGGUCGCAUUGUGGCUAUUAAAAAAGUUCGCAUUCCAUUGACAGAUAAUGGAGUGCCAAUGUCAACGUUGCGUGAAAUUGCUCUGCUCAAACAAUUGAAUGCCUCCGAUCAUCCGAAUAUUGUCAAACUCUUCGAAGUAUGUCAAUUCCUGGAACGUGAAGGUCAACUAAUGGUCCUCUUAGUAUUUGAACAUUUGGAACAAGAUCUUUCAGAUUUAAUAGAGCGAUUACCAAAAUCUGGUAUGCCACCCACAACAAUACAGCGCCUUUCACGUGAACUAUUAACCGGCGUCGACUUUCUUCACUCACAUCGCAUUAUUCACCGUGAUUUAAAACCACAAAAUCUGCUAAUUUCCUCGCAAGGACAUUUAAAAAUUGCCGAUUUCGGUUUGGCCAAAACAUAUGAUUUUGAAAUGAAAUUAACAUCGGUUGUUGUGACGCUGUGGUAUCGGGCGCCUGAAGUUCUAUUGGCCCAAACAUAUAACAGUUCCGUUGAUAUCUGGAGUUCAGCAUGCAUUAUUGCCGAAAUGUUUUCACGUAAAGCUCUAUUCCCUGGCACAUCAGAAGCAAAUCAAUUGGAUCGAAUAUUUGAAUUAACAGGACGUCCAACAGCCCAACAAUGGCCAAGAACGAUAUCGUUAUCACGAGAACAUUUUCCUGCGCGGCAUCCCAAACAACCGAGGGAUUUAUGUCCUAAUCUUUGUGAAUAUGCAAAUGAUCUGCUGGCACAAAUGCUGUCGUAUGAUUUACGUUUACGACCCUCAGCAUUGGCCUGUCUAGAGCAUGAAUAUUUUCAGCAGGAACCUUUGUAAAAAAUUAUUUAUUUAUUAUUUUCUUUUUUGUUUAGUUUAU